Lichtheimia ornata is the source of this 477-nucleotide messenger RNA. RefSeq lists its product as uncharacterized. The record is from RefSeq and is a predicted model, not a curated record. Gene Ontology annotation, cellular component: extracellular region. The transcript is spliced from 3 exons. NCBI's taxonomy places the organism in Eukaryota, Fungi, Mucoromycota, Mucoromycetes, Mucorales, Lichtheimiaceae. The coding region runs from base 1 to 477 and encodes 158 amino acids.
AUGCUCGUUCGUCUCAUUGUCGUCGCUUUGUUCGCCGUCCAAUUGGCAGCUGCCAUCUCGGCAGGCACCGCUAAAAAUGCCUUGAGAUUGCAUAACAAGUACCGUUCCAAGCAUUCGGCUCCUGCUCUCAAGUGGAACAAGGAUCUUGAAAAGUUCGCUCAAAGCUGGGCUAACCGAUGUGUCUUUGAACAUUCUGGUCAUCCCGGACAAGGCGAGAAUUUGGCUAUGGGAAUGAAGGACUUCGCUGGUGCUAUUGGUGCUUGGUACAAUGAAGUAAAGGACUACGACUACAACAACCCUGGUUUCAGCGGCGCUACUGGUCACUUUACUCAGGUCGUUUGGAAGUCUACUACUGAAGUUGGCUGUGGUGUCAAGUCCUGCCCCAACGGCAAGAUGUAUGUUUGCUCGUACAAGCCCCCAGGAAACGUCGUUACUCCCGACAACUCUUUCUUCAAGAAGAACGUGUUGCCCAACUAG